CGGCUUUCUGUCGGAGUUAGUCCUGCCAGUCUGGAAAAGAGGCAAAAGAGUCGCAGAACCUUAAAGUCUCUUUCCGAAGCCUGCCUCGGUCCUGUGCGGGUCAGCCCAACACCGCUCGGGCCCGAGUGCGGCUGCGAACAGAGAAAGACACUCUUUAUUCCGGAACGGAGAUCGCGCGCAGGCUGUUUCCGGGGGCUCGAGGCUGUCGCACCGCUGUGCCCCGCCCCUCGCGCGGCCACGUCUAGCCAAAGCUGCAGAGUCGGCGGUGCCGAGUGAGGGCCGCGGGCGGGGUUCGUAGGCGUGAGGGGCGAACGUCCCGGGCAGCAUCGGAGCACUGGGGUAUCAUGAUACUGGUUGGUUUGACUUCAAGCCAUUUAUGAGACUUCAAAUCACCCCCAAAAUGGGAAACAGAGUGAGGUCUUUCCCAGGAACUCUGGGCUGUUGCUGAUGGUAGAAACCGAAUGCACCUCAGGGUCACUUGUAGCCCUCAGUGUCAGCUCAGCUUCGGCCGUCCUGAACAUGGACAAUAUGUUGGCCAAGCAGGACAGGCUCCUGGAGGACAAUGCCAACAGUGGCACCUCAGCUUGCCCCGAGGCCCUCCUGCAGCCCCUGGACUUGCUGGCACCACCUGACCAGCUGGACAAAGCUCAGUGUACCAGCAUUGAGGCUGGCAAAACUUCUGAGGAAGGAGGAAGCCUUGAUGGGCCUGGCCAAGAGACCCUCUGUCAGAAUGGGCCUGCACCACAGUUCCCAGACCCUCUGCUGCCUCUCACCUCCACGACAAGCCCAGUGGGUCCUGAUGCCUCUUCAGGUGUGGCUGGUUUCCAUGACAACCUAAGGAAGUCUCAGGGAACUAGUGCUGAGGGCAGUGUUAGAAAAGAAGCUUUGCAAUCUCUCAGACUCAGUCUUCCCAUGCAAGAAACGCAACUGUGCUCCACGAUGUCGUCACUGCCACUGGAGGAGGAGGAGCAGGUCCGACUUCAGGCCCGGAAGCAGCUGGAAGAGCAGCUCAGACAAUACCGAGUAAAGCGCCAGCAGGAGAGGUCUAGUCAACCUGCAACAAAAAUGAGACUUUUUAGCACACUGGAUCCUGAGCUCAUGUUAAACCCUGAACACUUGCCAAGGGCCAGUCCCGUGGCUCUGACCACAGAGUACUCCUUCCUGCGCACGAGUGUCCCUCGGGGGCCCAAGGUGGGCAGCUUAGGGCUGCUAGCACAUCCUAAGGAGAAAAAAAGUUCCAAAUUAAGCAAAAUUCGGUCCCUGGCUGAUUAUAGGACUGAAGGUUCAGGUGAUGCUGGUGGCCCUGGUCCCACUGCUGAUUCUGUCAGGGGCUCCCUGAAGCAGAGCAGAAGUAGCACCUCCAUUGUUUCUGAGGUCAGUCUGUCUCCUGAGGCUGACGGCCGCCUGGAGAAUGCCUCGCUGACUGGGGACAGUGUGUCUGAGGCUGAUGGAAAUGACAGCGACAGCUCCUCACACAGCAGCCUCUCCAUCCGUGGGACUGGUGGCGUUCCAGGGAGCAUGGCAGGCACCCAGGGAGCUGCCUAUGUGAUCGGUGGCCAGGAGAUUGCUGCAGAGGCCCUGGGCCAGUUCCCCUCAAUCAAGGAUGUGCUCCAGGCGGCAGCAGCUGCGCACCAAGACCAGGGGCAGGAAGUCAGUGGGGAGGCACGGAGCCGCAGAGACAGCGUCUGUAGCAGCAUGUCCAUGGACAGCUCACUUACGGAGACACAGGAUGAAAUGUUGCAGGUUCUUAAAGAGAAAACGAGACUUGAAGGACAGCUGGAGGCUUUAUCCCUAGAAGCUACUCAGGCACUUCAGGAGAAGGCUGAGCUGCAGGCCCAGCUGGCGGCCUUGCACACAAGGCUGCAGGCACAGGUAGAGCAGACCCACAGCAGCCAGCAGAGGCAGGACUCCCUCAGCUCCGAGGUGGACACUCUGAAACAAUCUUGCUGGGACUUGGAGCGAGCCAUGACUGACCUGCAGAACAUGCUGGAGGCCAAAAAUGCCAGCCUGGCAUCCUCAAACCAUGACCUGCAGGUGGCAGAGGAGCAGUACCAGAGGUUGAUGGCCAAGGUGGAGGACAUGCAGAGGAACAUGCUCAGCAAGGACAACACAGUGCAUGACCUCCGACAGCAGAUGGUGGCCCUGCAGAGCCAGCUGCAGCAGGUACAGCUAGAGCGCACGACCUUGACCAGCAAGCUGCAAGCCUCCCAGGCAGAAAUCGCGUCUCUGCAGCAUGCUCGGCAGUGGUACCAGCAGCAGCUUGCCCUGGCUCAGGAAGCCCGGGUCAGGCUGCAGGGCGAGGUGGCCCACAUUCAGGUCGGACAGAUGACGCAGGCUGGUCUGCUGGAGCACCUGAAGCUGGAAAAUGUGUCCCUGUCCCACCAGCUGACAGAAACACAGCACAGGUCCAUGAAGGAGAAGGAGCGCAUAGCUGUCCAGUUGCAGAGCAUCGAGGCCGACAUGAUGGAUCAGGAAGCAGCCUUUGUGCAGAUUCGGGAGGCAAAGACGAUGGUGGAGGAAGACCUGCAGAGGAGGCUGGAGGAGUUUGAAGGCGAGCGGGAGCAACUGCAGAAGGUGGCGGAUGCAGCAGCCUCUCUGGAGCAGCAGCUGGAGCAGGUGAAGCUGACUGUGCACCAGCGGGACCAGCAGCUGGCGGCCCUACAGCAGGAACAUGUGGAGCUGAUGGGGCAGCUCACCACCACACAGGAGGCCCUGCAGGCCCGGGGGCAGGCCCUCGAUGACCUGCACACGCGCUACGAUGAGUUGCAGGUGCGGCUGGAGGAGCUGCAGGGGGAGGCUGCCUCCAGGGAAGAUGAGAUCCACUUCCUGCAGAAAGAGAAGAUUGUCUUGGAGGUGGCUCUGCAAGCAGCCAGGAGUGGCAAGGAGGAUCUGGACCAGGAAGCAAGACGCUUGGAGGAAGGUACCGAAGAGACCUCAGGACGCCUGGAGCAGUUGAGACAAGAGCUGGCUGUGAAGUCCAGCCAGGUAGAGACCUUGCAGCAGGAGAUGGCCUCCCUGAAGAAGCAGACGCAGAAGGUGAAAGAGCAGUUUCUUCAGCAAAAGGUGAUGGUGGAGGCUUAUCGACGAGAUGCCAACUCUAAAGACCAGCUUAUCAGUGAACUGAAGGCCACAAGGAAGCGGCUGGAUGCAGAGAUGAAGGAACUGAGGCAGGAGCUCAUCAGAGUGCACGGGGAGAAGAAGGCUGUGGAGGUGGAGCACUCUCGCUUGCAGAAGGAGGCCGCCCAGGCCCACCAGCAGAUGGCGGGUCUCCAGGGGCACCUUCAGGCAAUGCAGAAGGAGCGCGACGAGAUGGAGAUGCACCUGCAGUCCUUGCAGUUCGACAAAGAACAGAUGGCUGCUCUGUCGGAGGCCAAUGAGGAGCUGAAGAAACAAGUCGAAGAGCUACAGCAAGAGGCCAAGAAGGCCAUCACAGAACAGAAGCAGAAGAUGAAACGGCUGGGCUCAGACCUGACCAGCGCCCAGAAGGAGAUGAAGACCAAGCAUAAAGCUUACGAGAACGCCGUGAGCAUCCUCAGCCGCCGCUUGCAGGAGGCCCUGGCUGCCAAGGAGUCUGCAGACACAGAGCUGAGCCAGCUCAGAGCUCAGAGCGCUGUUGGCGGCAGUGACCCUACGCUACAUGAGAGGAUCCAGGCCCUGGAGGUGGAGCUGCAGAGCGUUGGCCACAGCAAGAUGCUGCUGGAGAAGGAGCUGCAGGAGGUGAUUGCGACGACCAGCCAAGAGCUAGAGGAGUCCCGGGAGAAGGUGCUGGAGCUGGAGGAUGAGCUUCAAGAGUCCAGAGGUUUCAGACGGAAGAUAAAGCGCCUUGAAGAAUCAAAUAAGAAGCUGGCUCUUGAGUUAGAGCACGAGAGAGGGAAGCUCACAGGCCUCGGACAAUCCAAUGCUGCUUUGCGGGAACACAACAGCAUCUUAGAGACAGCUCUGGCCAAGAGGGAGGCCGACUUGGUCCAGCUGAAUCUCCAGGUACAGGCAGUUCUGCAGCGGAAAGAAGAGGAGGAUCGCCAGAUGAAGCAGCUCGUCCAGGCUUUACAAAUCUCCUUAGAGAAGGAGAAGGUGGAGGUGAACAGCCUCAAGCAGCAGGUGGCUGCUGCCAGGGCAGAAGCUGGACACAACCGCCGCCACUUCAAGGCGGCCGCUUUGGAGCUGAGCGAAGUGAAGAAGGAGCUGCAAGCCAAGGAGCACCUUGUGCGUACGCUGCAGGCUGAGGCCGACGAGCUCCAGAUUCGGGAGGGGAAACAUUCCCAGGAAAUAGCACAGUUCCAGGCAGAGCUGGCAGAGGCCCGGACUCAGCUUCAGCUCCUGCAGAAGCAGCUGGACAUGCAGCUCAGCCAGGAGCCCACAGGGAGCCAAGAGAUGGAAAAUCUCAAAUGGGAGUUGGAUCAGAAAGAGCGGGAAAUCCAGUCCUUGAAGCAGCAGCUGGACUUGACAGAGCAACAGGGCAGGAAGGAGCUGGAAGGAACACAGCAGUCAUUGCAGAAUAUCAAGUCUGAGUUGGAGACGGUGCAGGAAGACCUGUCCAUGACCCAGAAGGAUAAAUUUAUGCUUCAAGCCAAAGUGUCGGAACUGAAGAGCAACAUGAAGACUCUGCUUCAGCAGAACCAGCAGCUGCAGCUGGACCUCCGGCACCGUGUGGCCAAGAGGAAGGAGCCAAAAGGUGAGGCCAACUCCCCAGGCCCUGCAACACCCAUCAGGAUCCCAGACUGCCCCGUCCCAGCCUCGCUGCUGGAGGAGCUGCUGCGGCCUCCACCCGCCGUGAGCAAGGAGCCCCUCAAGAACCUCAACAGCUGUCUGCAGCAGCUCAAGCAGGAGAUGGACAGUCUGCAGCGCCAGAUGGAGGAGCACACCUUCACUGUGCACGAGUCCCUGUCCUCUUGGACGCAGGUGGAAGGCCCCGCAGGAGAGCAGGUGAACCCCAGGGCAAACCCAAGGCAACAAGGUGGAAGCCGGGCUCCCCAAGGAGGACUGGACCAGUGACUGCACAGUGCUCACACCAUGUGUACACAGCUGCUCCAAGGAACGCUCUUGCAUUAGUGCUACUCCUUUGAUGGUGUGCUCUGCAUUUUCUGAGAGUGAAAUUUGAGUUUUGCUUUUGCCUUUGAUGAAGAGUGAAACAACAGAAGGAGAGUUGAGGAUUAGAGGAGUAGUCGUUUGAAAUCACAAAUGGCUUCCCACGAAGUAGCCAGACCUCAGGCCUGGCUUCGGGCUCAAUGAGGACUUGUAUCUGUCUGACAGGUUAUUUGCAGAAGGGGGCAUCUUUGAUUGACAGGGAUGCUGCUCGUGGAGGGCCAUGCCAGCAGCCAGCCCCUGCAGAGACUGUUCAGUAGGAUCCUCGGGCAGCACAUCCGGGCAGGCUGGGUGCGAUUCUCACUGUCCUGUCCACUUAAUAAGAGCUCUCCUUUUCUGCAGAAUGAAUUUUUAUUUGCACCUUUGGAUUUUUAUUUCAUUUUUUUCAAUAGCCAUCCCACAAUAGGAUGUACAUAGAAAUACUGAAAAUCAUAACCUUUUAAAAGCAUAUGCCUAUAUUAUUUAAGAAGAAUCUAAUUGUCUUUUUAUUGAUUGCCUUUUGAAAAAUUACUGUUGGAAAAUAAUGUACACGUAGGAUGUAGGGAUAUCAGAAAAUUAUAUUUUAAGAAGCAUAGUUAUUUUAUUUACUCUACCUUCUAAAACCAAACAUUCUUGCCCAGAGGAGGCUCCUUGUUCUAAUUUUACUUUUUCCUGAGGGUUUUUGCUUCCUGCCCAUGGUCUUCCUAAGUUUGUGACAUAGGCCUGUCAGGUGCUGGCCCUGUGUGGGCCCACCCACUUUGGCUGACCACUGGGCUGGAGCAGGUGGGACCCUCAGUCAAGCCCAGUGGUCCUAACAAUCCCCAGGGGAAGAGGGCCUAACGUGUGUGGGUCACAGGCUUCUUGCUGUGCCCCCCACACCAUGGUCAUCAGGAGGCGCUGGUGUUGCCAGUGUCACCUGGUCAGAGGCCAUGUCUGGAAGAGACAUGGUGCCAGGGGAAGGCAGCUGUGGUCUCUUGAGGAAUAGGAGGUUCAGAGACAAGUGCCUCUUCCCUGUGGCACGUUUUCCACCUAGAGGCAGUGCUGUAUAUGCCAGCUGACUGGGAGAGUCCAGGUCUUUGUUUCUCCCUCAGUUGCUAGGAAAAUCUAAAAAUAGUAUUUAUUGUUUCAAGGUAGGAAGGAGAAAAAGAGGGGAGGUCCAGGUGACCCUCGUUCAGAUCUGCCAGUCUACAGGUGAAGUUCUGUGGCAGGGACCCACCUAGGCUCUCUGUGUCAGCAGGGUAUUGGUGUCCUGGAGAGAACAACAUGGAGUUUCCAAGCAGUUUGUGGUAUGUUGUUAGAAGGUUGAUUGAUACGGUUAAAGUGGCAUCACCAUAAAGAUGUGUGGCUUUUAAAAAAGUAUUCCCUAGCAAAUAUUAGAACUUGUAAAAUGUAUAUAUCAUCUGUACAGGGUUAAUCUUGAAAUGAUACUUGAAAAUUUCAUUUUAAGUAUAUUUUAUUUCUUAAGUUAGAAAUUGUUUCUGACUAAAUUGUUCUUGCAUCAUUAGAAAAGAAAAAUGGAAGUUUAUGUUCUUAUUUAUUUUGGCUGUUAUCUUUUGUCUAAUCUGAGGCAGGACACGUCCCUGGACUCACUGGGUGGCAUGGCUGCCUUCUCCCUCUGUCUCAGCAGUCUCUGCACAAGCUCCCAUUUUUUCCUCCUAAGAGAGGAUGUGCUCGUGGCCACCACUGGGCCCCAUGUCUGUCCCCCUCCCUUGCUUGGCAUUCCUGGGCCUCACCUACCCUAGCUAUCACUGCCCCGUGUGGGGCCCUGGCCAGCACUUCUGGGUUCCACCAAGGACCUGGCCUGUCUUGGCUCAGCCUGUGUCCUCAGUGGCCAGUGCAGCUGUGGCUUGAGGCUCAUGCUGGAGCUGCCACUGCCCUUACGUUCUUUGAGGUUUUCUCGCUGCUGUUUUGGAAGGUUGAAGGCACUUUUCUGUCUCCAGGGGAUCCCAGUUGGAACGAAUGUUCCUCUGGGUGAAGUGCAAGUGAUGGGUCUGGGUCUGGAGUGUGGUUCUGCCAGGGUGGCUGUUGUCUGCAUGGUGUUCGCCCUGUCCUGUUGCACGGAGCCAUGGUACGUAGUUCAGGAUGCCAUUGCCUGGAUUGCAGUGGGUCUCUGUUGAUCUUUUUCUAUGGUACCCAUCAGAUUGAUGCCCCACACAUCUUGCAGAUUUAUAUGGCUUCGUUCCUCUUUAGAAGAUGUUUUGAUAGAUGGCAGCUGACUACCCAGGCCUGUGUCAGGGAGAGGGGCAGCCUAUGGGCAGCCUCUGUGCUGGGAUCGGGAAGCUUGUGGCUUGCCCUCUGUGGAAGGCUUAUUCUCUGCAAAAGCCACAGCCUACAACAUUACCAUGGCACAGAUUCCUAUUUACAUUUUUUUUUUUUUAAACAAAAACUAUCAAGUGUCAAGGUUCUGGGAAUGAAAGGGACCAGCGUAUCUGAAAGGGAAGAGUACUGGAGCCUUCCUACCAAGGACCCAGCAACGUCGAUGCCUGUGGUGUGGGAUCUUGGGCCUCAUGCUAACAAGAUCUCAUUCUGUGGUGGUCUCAGGUUCUGAUCAGAUUCUUGAGGGUCCGUGUUUUAGAGGAUCUAGGAAGUUCGUUGUUCACUGCCUUCUGCUGUUCCCUCAUUUCUCAUUCAGAGUUAGUCAUUUCUAUAAAAAAAUCUUCUCACAAAAGGAGUCACUAGCUGGGGGCUGUUUGUGUGAAAGGUGUCACUGUGUGCAACAGAUUGUAACUUUAAAAAGCAUGUUGAUUUUUUUUUUAUAAUAUAAGCGUGCUUGGGAAUUCCUUAAAUUUUGUGCAAUAAACUAUUUUUGGUAAAGGUUUUCAUAUUUUA
Messenger RNA from Marmota monax (woodchuck), 7890 nucleotides. It is a transcript of the gene Golga3, whose product is annotated as golgin A3. The transcript is spliced from 24 exons. The record is from RefSeq and is a predicted model, not a curated record. Lineage: Eukaryota; Metazoa; Chordata; Mammalia; Rodentia; Sciuridae. The coding region runs from base 448 to 4992 and encodes 1514 amino acids.